This is a messenger RNA of Ostrea edulis (European flat oyster), 1757 nucleotides long. Its product is annotated as methionine aminopeptidase 1-like. Gene Ontology annotation, molecular function: metalloaminopeptidase activity. The record is from RefSeq and is a predicted model, not a curated record. NCBI's taxonomy places the organism in Eukaryota, Metazoa, Mollusca, Bivalvia, Ostreida, Ostreidae. Gene Ontology annotation, biological process: proteolysis. The coding region runs from base 63 to 1205 and encodes 380 amino acids. The transcript is spliced from 13 exons.
UGGCACAAGUUAACCGGAUACCAUUCAUUUCCGAAGAGGAAAUAACUCGGUAUUUGCCAAAAAUGGCAGCCAACGGAGAAGUGAUCCAACGAUCUUGUGAAACUCCUGGCUGUGACAAAGAUGCCAAGUUGCAAUGUCCAACAUGUAUAAAAUUGUCUAUUCCUGGAUCCUUUUUUUGCACACAGGAUUGUUUUAAGGGAUUUUGGAAUGAACAUAAGAAGAUUCAUAAAAAAGCAAAGGAGGAUUCCACAAAAAACAGUAGUGAAUACAACCCUUGGCCAGGAUUUAAGUUUACAGGUGUUCUACGACCAUACAGAGUGUCUCCAAAACGUAUGGUUCCUGAUACAAUACCUAGACCUGACUAUGCUGAACACCCAGAGGGUAUACCCAUCAGUGAGAGACAAAUGAGGGGAACCACCAACAUUAAGAUUUUGUCAGACGAGGAGCAGGAAGACCUUAGGGUUGCCAGUAAGUUAGGGCGAGAGGUGUUAGAUAUUGCUGCAAACAUGACAGAUGUGGGAGUUACAACAGAGGAAAUCGACAGAAUCGUUCACGAGGCCUGCGUGGACAGACAAUGUUACCCUUCUCCACUUAAUUACUACUGCUUUCCAAAGUCCUGUUGUACGUCAGUGAAUGAAGUGAUCUGUCACGGUAUACCAGACAUGAGGCCACUACAGGACGGUGAUAUAAUGAAUGUGGAUAUUACUGUUUAUCACAGAGGUUGCCAUGGAGACCUGAAUGAAACCUUCUUUGUUGGAAAUGUAGAUGAAAAAAGUAAAAAGUUAGUGAAAACAACCCAUGAAUGUUUAGCCAUGGCAAUAGAAGAAGUGAAGCCAGGCGUUAGGUACAGAGAGAUGGGAAACAUUAUCCAAAAGCAUGCCCAGGCUCAUGGGUUCUCCGUGGUCCGCAGUUACUGUGGGCACGGUAUUCACCAAUUAUUUCACACAGCACCCAGUGUACCACAUUAUGGCAAAAACAAGGCUAUUGGAGUUAUGAAACCUGGGCAUUCCUUCACUAUAGAACCUAUGAUAUCAGAGGGUACCUGGCGAGAUGAGAUGUGGCCAGAUAACUGGACAGCGGUGACUCUAGAUGGCAAGAGGUCAGCUCAAUUUGAACAUACACUGUUAGUGACAGACACUGGAUGUGAAGUGUUAACAAGGAGACGAGAAAAAGAUGGACAGCCUCACUUUAUGGACAAAAUUUGAGUGUGUCCGAAAGCCAUGGAUUCACAAUUUACACAGUGCACUGUAAAGAUUAUGCUGAAAAGAAAAUCUGUAACCUUAAAAUAGCUUCCGGUUUUUAUAUACCCAUCAAUGCUGUUGCUGGGUAUUAUUUUAAAGGAAGUUCAAAGUUACAAGCUUAUAAAGGAAAGUAAAGUUUUAAAUUUAUUCUGUGUUUACUGUCCAUGGUACGAUCUGUUAAAUAUUUCUGGUAUUUAAAUUUUCAUUAUUUCUUAAAUUUAUUAUGUCGGCAUGCUUAAUUGUGAUUAUAAAGUGAAUUUUAAAUUAUCUACAAUACAAAGUCUUAAGAUUUUAAUUAUAAAGGUACACUUUUCACAAAGCUAUUGAUUUCUUACAAUUGCAGUGUAACUGUUAAGGUCAGAUACACGAGCUGCACAAAUAGUACAAGUAAUAUAAUCUUACUUGUACGUUGCCAUGUUCUGGUAGCUCAUUAUUGCUUGGUUAUAAUAGAAUUUUUUUUUUAUUUAUUGUGAUCACAUUGCUACAUCAAAUAAAUAAAACCAGAAUUCAGCUCCA